Pelmatolapia mariae (spotted tilapia) is the source of this 1224-nucleotide messenger RNA. RefSeq lists its product as uncharacterized. Bases 91 to 1029 code for a protein of 312 amino acids. The record is from RefSeq and is a predicted model, not a curated record. NCBI's taxonomy places the organism in Eukaryota, Metazoa, Chordata, Actinopteri, Cichliformes, Cichlidae. The transcript has 2 exons.
UUGUUGCUCUGGUUUCAUUUACCAGGAAAGCAAAACUUAAAGGGAGUUACGACUGUCCUCACACAAACAGCAGCAGCAGACUUCCAAAGGAUGAAGAUGUUUGGAAGAAUGAUGAGCUGCUGUGUGGCUCUCCUCCUGACCUUCAGCUCUGUGUCAGCUGUAAGACGAAAGCUCAACUCAGUCACUGAUCUGAGGUCAGUAGGCUUUGGCCAGUUUGUGCCUGUGCAGAGCCUCUGCUUGCUCCACUGGUUUGCCAAUGAAAUUGACAUUGACAUUAACGGUGACAUAAGUCUGACCUUUGACCCAAAUAGUUUUGAUUAUGGCUCACAUCAUUAUCGCAACAAUGAACAGCUGUUAGAACCACUGCCUUGGCGAUAUCAGUACUACAGUCUUGGUAAUAUCCAUCAACAAGGAUCGCUGCGGCUUCCACAUCAUAUCACUCACCUCCAAUUAGAGAACAAGGACGGCAACAGGGCUCGGAUUAUAAUCAGAGUGUGGGAGCAAAACCUUGGACGGCGAACUUCACAGAUAAUAGAUCGAGUCUAUAUCACACAGCAUUAUGAGACAUCUGAACAUCGAGGGACAGAGUAUGAUCCACUACAUACAUAUGAGAUCACUACUGACCUCUUAAGAGCGAUCAGUAAGUUUUCCAUGCACAGUGAUAACAUCAAUUUACUGAUGUCUCUCAGAGACCACUUCAGAAGCAGCGCUGAUGACUCCCAGCUAUCGGAGAUAAGAAACACGUGGGGUGACCUUGCUUUCCUUGGACUGUUGUUGUUUAUUGUGAUCCAGGAGAACAAUUCCUCUCACGAACACAACAACAGAUGGCAGCCAUCACAGAGAAGCAACGCACGAAGUGAUACUGUGGUCAAUAUCACAGAGAGAAAGCAACACAAUGCUUUUGUCUCCCCACAAAGCUACAACUCUACUUUGCAGGACGACAACAUCUGUGCAAGGCGUUUCUGUUUUGUGUUUGUUUUGUCUCUCAUUGCUGUUCUUCUAUAUUGGGCAUUGUCACCUAAACAUUAAUUUAACUACAAUCAGUGUCAACACACAGAUUAAAUAGAGCAUUUUUAUUAUGGUGUACUGCCACUGACAGCAAAACCCUUGAGCAAACAGUGUUUCAUCAUCAGUCUUCUUCCUGCAGCCUUGAUACACUCCCUGACAGUUUUUUUUUUCUUUUUCUCAGAAGCUCAGCCCCUAAACUCUUUUUCCUGACUUUUU